AUGGCUGGAGCCACGUCGAGUUGGAAAGCAUAUAAAGAAGUCAUCAAGGAAGAGUCGGCAGUUCAUGAGCUCUUUCAUCUCCAUAAGAAAUAUGGUGAUAUUGUCCGCGUUUCCCCAAACGAACUCCAUUUUGGAAGCCCAGAUGCGUUCCACGAUAUCUACCAUAGCAGCAAAAGGUGGGACAAGGACACGGGUCUUUACCGAACCCCCGGGGUUUUCAUCCGGGUCAUUCACAUUCUUGAAAAAGCCAUCAAUAGUCUUGAGCAUCUCGUCUGGCGAAACGCGAAUCGGCUUGCAUCUUCCAUCGCCAAAACGAAUGCAUCAAAAAAGUCCGUCGACCUACUCUACGCAUUCCGGUCUUACACGCUCGAUACCAUAAUGUGCUUCACAUUCGGUAAUUGCGUAAACGCCCUCGAUGCGCCAGCAUUCAGCGACCCUCUGAUUCUAGCCAUGGAUGCCAGCCUUCGUAUGCUGCCUCUAAUGAAGAACUUCCCUAUAAUCCGAGAUCUCAUCUUCGCUAUACCACCAAGCCUGGUCAUGCGUCUCAUUCCCAACUCCCAGAAUCUAGCCCCGCGGCUAUACCAGGUCCGGGAUCUCGUCCAGCAACAGCUUCAAGUUGUCCUAAACUGCCCUUCAAAGCUCGAUACCGUACCUCACCAGACGCUCUUCCACCGAAUGCUCGAUCCAGAAUCAUACCGGAGCAAACAGGUCCUAAAUAUGACAGAGCUACACGACGAGGGCUUCACACUCAUCUUCGCGGGUGCCAAUACGGUAGCCGACACACUGCUCAUGGGCCACUGGCACUUAAUGCAAAACCAAGCCCUGCUAACACAAUUACGGACCGAGAUCCUGACCGUCUGGCCAGAUGAAAAGCAGCCAUCCCUAGCAGACCUCGAGACUCUACCUCUGCUGACAGCAACUAUCAAAGAAUCCCUCCGCUUUAUCCCGUCCGGCGUAUCCCUAACACGAGUCGUGCCACCAGGAGGCGCAGUAAUAGGGGGAAAACAGAUUCCCGGCGGGACGGUGGUUGGGAUGGCUAUUUUGCACGUGCAUCAGAGCGCGGAUGUGUGGGGUGCGGAUGCGCUUGUGUUCCGGCCGGAACGGUGGCUGGAGAGCGCGGAGCAGGCAAAUGCCCGGAACGGGAAGAGUGAGUUGGAUCACUGGCUCGUUGCGUUUAGUCGGGGGCCGCGCAUGUGCUUUGGGAUGAACUUAGCCUGGGCGGAGAUGUAUAUUGCUUUUGCUACUAUGAUUCGCCAUUUUGACUUGGCUAUUGAUGGUACCACGGCGGAGGAUAUGCAAUGGCGGGAAUGUAUUGCGGCUUACUAUCCCAAAAGGCAUUUGCAUGCGUGGUGUCGUCCGGUUGGGUCUGGGGAGGUGAUGUGA
This is a messenger RNA of Penicillium mononematosum, 1383 nucleotides long. RefSeq names its product cytochrome P450. NCBI's taxonomy places the organism in Eukaryota, Fungi, Ascomycota, Eurotiomycetes, Eurotiales, Aspergillaceae. The transcript is spliced from 5 exons. The coding region runs from base 1 to 1383 and encodes 460 amino acids. Gene Ontology annotation, molecular function: oxidoreductase activity, acting on paired donors, with incorporation or reduction of molecular oxygen; monooxygenase activity; heme binding. The record is from RefSeq and is a predicted model, not a curated record.